This is a messenger RNA of Ceratosolen solmsi marchali, 1702 nucleotides long. Its product is annotated as UBX domain-containing protein 7. The coding region runs from base 241 to 1551 and encodes 436 amino acids. Gene Ontology annotation, biological process: proteasome-mediated ubiquitin-dependent protein catabolic process. The transcript has 7 exons. Gene Ontology annotation, cellular component: nucleus. The record is from RefSeq and is a predicted model, not a curated record. Gene Ontology annotation, molecular function: ubiquitin binding. NCBI's taxonomy places the organism in Eukaryota, Metazoa, Arthropoda, Insecta, Hymenoptera, Agaonidae.
ACCGAGAAUAAAAACUAACCUUAUCUGACAGUUUUUCCACGCAGAUGCCAAAAUUUACCUAAUAGAAAAAAGAGAAAAGUGAGACAACAAGAACAGGAUAUUUUCUUUCCUUCUUGCAUACGUGCUUUUAUAAUAUAUUUAUGUGUGUGUGAUUAUAUGUGUAUGUUUAGUAGCGUCGUGCGAUCCUGAGAAAAAUCGUCCCGAAGGUGACGAACUCGGGAUUAAUAGAUACAUGUGAUAAUGGAUCGCGAGCUCAUCGAAAAGUUUAUCGAAGUCACAGGUGAAGGUGAAGAAAUAGCUGCCCAAUACUUGGCUCUUGCAGAUGGCAAUUUAGAGUCCGCUAUAAGUCUUUUAUUCGAAGCUGGAAGUUCUGCACCAAGUGCAGAACAAAGAUCAAUUGUAAAUGUUGAAGAUGAACCAGAAGUUCGAGCACCAAUUCUACCAACUCAGGAAGUUCUUGUUCCACCUGAUGUCACUUGCUCGUUUCCAAGGGCUUCUAAUAAUAUAUUUGACCGAUUUAGAGAUUUUGCAGUUGAAACAAGAAGACAAGAAGAAGAAAUGACACAAAGAGCAUCUGGUGCUAGAAAAUCAUCUCAACGUAAUAAGUCAAAACGUUUGGAAGAUUUAUUUAGACCACCCUGUGAUAUACUAUUUCUAGGUACAUUUAACGAAGCUAGAGAGCAUGCUAAAAGUAUCAAUCGCUGGUUACUUGUUAAUGUACAAAAUCAACAAGAAUUUGCUUGUCAAAUAUUAAAUCGAGAUGUUUGGCCAAAUCAACAAAUACGAGAAAUUAUAAAUGAUCAUUUUGUUUUAUGGCAGGUUUUAUCAAAUUCUGUUGAUGGAAAACGUUAUAUUGACUUUUAUAAUGUUUCUGGCUAUCCAUAUUUAGCUAUCAUUGAUCCUAGAACUGGGGAAUGCAUGAGAUCAUACAAUCACAUAACAGUUGAUAGUUUAGUUUUUGGUUUAAAUGAUAUGCUUAGUACGCACGCAUCUCCUGAAAAUGUUGAAUCUACACCUAGUAAAAAAAAAUCUGAUCCUUCAGAGUCAACUUUUGUAGAAAAUCUACAAAGUGAUGCCAUCUCUAAUUCGAAUAUACCUUCAAAUACAAAAAGAUCACGAGCACUAGACAAAAAUGCAGGAGCUAGUAGUUCGAACUCAGAUUAUAGAGACAUUAAACCCAGUACAAGUAUCAUAAGUACAAUAAACAGCACAUCUAAUUUUAUUAGUAAAAGGUCUCGAAUAGAUGAAAUGGGUUCAAAAGAGCAAGAAAUGCAGAAAAAUAAUGAAUUAAAGACUCCAGUAGAUGUUAAUGCUCCAGUUAUAAAACUUUGUCUUCGUUAUCCGAAUGGAGCUAAAGAAACUAUAUCUACUUCAUCCCACGAUACAGUGGCGGAUUUUAUUAAAAGAAUGGAAGAUUCGGGUUAUGGUUCAUCAGAAUUUACAUACCUUAUACAAUUUCCAAAAAUGAAUAUUGGUGAACUCUCUAUGAAUUUGCGAUUAUCAGAGACUAUUCUCUAUCCUUCCAACACAGUAUUUAUAACAAAAAUUUAGUUGAAAAUCUAACUAUUUCAAGAUCGACAUAAUGGAAAUAUAAAAUAUCAACGAAAUAAAGACUUGAGGUGUAUUGAAUUGUAGUGUGUGCCGAACUUCCGUUUGAUUCUUAUUGAUAUUUACAAAAUUCAAUUAAAUUAACAAUAUAAAA